Molecule: messenger RNA, 883 nt
Organism: Fundulus heteroclitus (mummichog)
Lineage: Eukaryota; Metazoa; Chordata; Actinopteri; Cyprinodontiformes; Fundulidae
Gene: gria3b
Product: glutamate receptor, ionotropic, AMPA 3b
Exons: 3
Coding region: 341-883 (180 amino acids)
Source: RefSeq, a predicted model, not a curated record
CGAGGUGUCGUAAUCUAGCAUGCAGAGGCUUUUUUUAAAUUAUUAUUUAACGUCAGAUCAAGUUUGACCAACGCUGGCCUGCUGCGACGGGUCCAAUCAGAGUUCAGAUCGGCUUCAUCUUCCCCCACCAUCCCUCCCUCUCCGUCUCUUUCUCUGCCUCUCUUUCUUAGUUGCAAAAAAAUCUUGUGCAGCUGGGCUGCACCUCAAUGAAUGAAUUGGUGUACUGUGAGCCACCAUCAUCUACCCUCUGGAUUUCAAAUAACUCCCGGCGUCCAUCCCGAACAUAUGAAUCUGCUUAGACGGAGCCUUUUAAGGAGUUGAACAGAUCAGGUCGGAGAAAAUGGCACAACGCGUAGCUUUCUUUUUGCUGUGGCUCUUUGACCAGUCCUUGGCCGGAUUUCCGAAUCAGAUUAACAUCGGGGGACUGUUCAUGCGAUCCACGGUGCAGGAGCACAGCGCGUUCAGAUUUGCUGUCCAACUCUACAACACCAAUCAAAACACCACAGAGAAACCUUUCCACCUCAACUACAACGUCGACAAUCUCGAGUCGUCCAACAGCUUCUCUGUCACCCAUGCAUUUUGCUCCCAGUUCUCCCGUGGGGUGUACGCCAUCUUCGGAUUCUACGACAAGAAGUCCAUGAACACCUUGACCUCGUUCUGCGGCGCUCUGCACACCUCCUUUGUCACGCCCAGUUACCCCACCGAUAACGAGGUGCAGUUUGUCAUCCAGAUGCGGCCGGCCCUCCGGGGCGCCGUGCUCAGCCUGCUCUCCCACUACAAGUGGCAGAAGUUUGUUUACCUCUAUGACACUGAUCGAGGUAAGUCGAUGAGUCUGGAGCCGGGGCUUCCAUGGAGUGAAUUACAGCGGGGAACCAUGUUGUAG